Molecule: messenger RNA, 6436 nt
Organism: Drosophila innubila
Lineage: Eukaryota; Metazoa; Arthropoda; Insecta; Diptera; Drosophilidae
Gene: Mur89F
Product: serine-rich adhesin for platelets
Exons: 5
Cellular component (GO): extracellular region
Molecular function (GO): chitin binding
Source: RefSeq, a predicted model, not a curated record
GUGUAGAAAGUGUCCUUUUUGGCCUACCGCGCCGUGGGUGCCAGGAAACUGUUUGGUUGUUGUGACAUUUUGGCAACAUAAAACGCAAUGGCGCCACAGAUGACGCCAUUUUCGCUGCUCGACAAAAUGGCGACGACAAUGACGGUCCCAUCUAAACCGGAAAUACGCUGGCUCUGCCGAACGCUGCUGCUCUGCGUUUGCAUUGGCGCCGCCGCAUCUCGAGAUAUUCCAUCUUCGUCAGUCUAUGCACGUUCCGUCCAUGAUGAUGAUGAGGACGUUGCGUUCUAUUGCCCAGAGGAGGGUCUGUUCCCCGAUGACUAUGACUGUCGCAUCUACUAUCGCUGUGAAAAGCGGACGGAGUACUUCAUUCAACCUUACAUGUUUGCCUGCAAGGAGGGUACUGUCUUUUCGCGCACCCUUCAAUUGUGUCUGCCCCCGAUGUUGGCCGGACGUGGCGAGUGUGUAAACUACAUGAACGAGUACGAGCAGGAGAAUGAAAUAGAUGGAGAUGAGGUCAGCCAGCUGGCGUAUGAGGGGCUUGUCAAUAGCCCAAAUGGACACGGGACCAAUGUGGAAGCCGUCACACCCGCCGCCAUUGAACUAUACACCUAUGCCACUGAAAAUCAGUUGCCUGCUAACUAUGGAUUGACAGGAUUGACGGGUGUUUCAGUCAUAUCCUUUACGAGCUCAUCAUCAUCAUCUUUGCGUUCAGCUGGCGAUGAGACAGUCGCUUGCACCAAUGAUGGAUUUAUGAGUGAUCCUAAUGAUUGCACCGUCUUCUAUCGCUGUAUCUCGAAUGGACGCGGAUAUAAUCAAAUCGGAUUUCGUUGCUCUGAUGGCACUGCUUGGGACGAAUCCCUUCAGUCGUGCAAUCAUAUAUCUAAUGUUCGCUCGAAUGGCGGAUGUCGCAAGCAGUCCGAUCCUCUGAGCGAUAACUAUGCAGAUCAAUCAUCUACGCAAUCAUCACAAUCAAGCUAUCAGAAUACAACCUCAUCUUCGUCCUCAUCUAGCAGUCAGCAGAGCUCCUCAACAAGCUCCUCAAUGUCAUCGUCUUCUAAUUCCACCCACUCAUCUACAAGCUCGUCAAACCAAUCGAGCUCAAAUCAUGAGUCAUCCACAUCAAGUAGUAAUCAACAGUCGAACAACUCGGAAAGUUCCUCAAGUCAAAAUUCAGGAGGCAACGAGUCCUCAAGCUCCAAUCAAAACUCCGGCAGCAAUCAGUCCUCUAGCAGUAAUCAAAAUGCCAAUAACAAUCAGAAUCAAACCUCUAAUAAUCAAGGCCAGAGCGAGAAUUCUUCCAGCAGUUCUCAAAACAAUCAGUCUUCCAAUAGCAACCAAAAUUCUGGAAGCAAUCAAUCUUCCAGCAGUAAUAACCAAAAUUCCGGAAGCAAUCAAUCUUCCAACAGUACUCAAAACAACCAGUCUUCUAAUAAUAACCAAAAUUCGGGAACCAAUCAAUCGUCUAGCAGUAAUCAAAGCAGCCAGUCUUCCAAUAAUAACCAAAAUUCUGGCAGCAAUGAAUCUUCCACUGCUUCCAAUAACCAAGAAAACCAGAAUGGCAAUAAACCAGAUCCUACAGAAUGUGUGGACGAGAAAACAUAUAUUCCCGAUAGAACUGAUUGUGCCAAAUUUUACAGAUGUAGGCUAAAUGACGAUGGAGUCUUGGAGCAGGUACCUUUUACAUGUGGACCUGGAACUAUAUGGAAUCAAGAGGAGAAAGUUUGCAUUCUUCCUGAUGACGAUCAAAAAAAACAAUGCAAUAUACAAUCGAGCUCUUCCACAAAUAAUGCUAAUCAAAAUGCUAACAACUCCAGUCAACAAUCUAGUGGCAGCACUGAAGGUUCUUCAACAAGUGGCAAUCAGUCUUCCAACAACAAUAGUAGCAAUCAAUCUAGCAGUCAGCAAGAAACAUCCACCUCAAGUAGCAACCAAUCUUCCAGCAGUCAACAAAACACUUCCUCAUCAAAUAAUUCAUCUUCAAACUCAGCAAACCAGUCUUCUAAUCAAUCCAGUAGUGAAAAUUCGUCUACUUCAAGCUCAACUGGUAGUCAGAAUUCUACCACAACUUCCAAGCCCUUGAAUCCUGAUGGAGAAUGUAAAGAUACGGAAACAUAUUUGUCUGACAAGAAGGAUUGCACAAUUUUCUAUCGAUGUGUAGAUAACGGCAGUGGUGGAUUUGAUAAAAUUUCAUUUGACUGUUCACCAGGUACUGUUUGGGAUCCUGACUCAAAGGGCUGUAACCAUCCAACAGAUGUGCAGAAGGAGCAAUGCAAAGCUAUGGCCGGUCAGGGAUCUUACAACCAAGGUUCAUCUUCCAAUCAAACUUCCUCUAGUCAGGGAUCGUCGUCUAAUCAAGGAUCGUCGUCCAACCAAGGAUCCUCAUCUAAUCAAGGAUCUUCUUCAAACCAAGGUUCCUCUUCCAAUCAAGGAUCUUCCUCCAACCAAGGAUCCUCAUCUAACCAAGGAUCUAUCUAAAGAGGAUCUCAUCUCAAGGAUCUCAACCAAGGAUCUCAUCACCAAGGAUCAUCCAACAACCAAGGAUCAUCAUCCAAUCAAGAAUCGUCAUCUAAUCAAGGAUCAUCAUCCAACCAAGAAUCGUCAUCUAACCAAGGCUCCUCAUCUAAUCAGGGAUCUUCAUCCAAUCAAGGAUCCUCUUCUAAUCAAGGCUCCUCAUCUAACCAAUCGACUCAAGGUUCAUCAUCUAAUCAAUCGACUCAAGGUUCAUCAUCUAACCAAGGAUCGUCAUCGAAUCAAGGAUCGUCGUCCACCCAGGGAUCAUCAUCUAACCAAGGAUCCUCUUCGAAUCAAAGUUCUUCCUCUAAUCAAGGGUCAUCCUCAAACCAGAAUCAGACAUCGUCCACUACUCAGAAACCAUUUAAGCCAGCGGAGAAAUGUGAAAGUGAAGAGACAUUUUUGGCUGACAACGAUAACUGCUCAAAGUUCUAUCGCUGUGUUGAUGAUGGCAAGGGUGGUUACAUGAAGGUUUCAUUUACUUGCCCACCGAACACAAUUUGGCAUCCCAAUGCCAAUAGCUGUGAUCAUCUUGCACAAGUUGAAAUGGAAAACUUAAAAUGUAAGCGGGUGAGCAGUCCCUCAACGAGCAACAAUAGCACAUCGAACAAUAAUCAACAAUCAACAACUACGACCUCGUCAUCGAACAGUGAAGAAACAACAUCGACCUCAACAUCUAAGCCAAGUAAUUCUGGAACCACCUCGACACCAAAACCAUCUGACAGCUGUCAAAUGAAUGGACAGUUUGUGGGUGAUGAGAGUGAUUGCGCCAAGUUCUAUCGCUGCGUCGAUAAUGACAGAGGAGGCUUUGGUCUAGUAGCUUUCUCUUGUGGCCCGGGAACUGUUUGGGAUGCUCAGAUCUUGGCCUGUAAUCAUAUCUGGGCCGUGAAAGAUAAAAACUGCAACAAUGCCGCGACAACGCAACGCCCAAUAAGUUCAAAUACAACGCCAAGUCAGGGAUCAAUGCAAGGCAAUACGCAAUCCCCAAGACCAACCACAUCUCCAUCUGCUGUACCGACUACACAGACACCUUCUUCUCAAGCCACAACUACAAGAAAGCCCUCAACUACAGUAAGUCCUGGCACACAACAGCCAAAUCAACCAGCUGGAAAUGGAGAUUGUAAAUCCGAGGGUUUCAUCGGCGAUCCAAACAACUGUGCCAAAUUUUAUCGUUGUAUUAGCAAUGGUAAAGGCGGCUUCGACCAGAUUCCCUUCCAUUGCGCUGCCGGAACUGUUUGGGAUCAGAGUUUACAAACCUGCAACCACGAUUUGAAUAAGUGUAAUCCUAACAAUCCUAACAGUGAUGGUAAUGCAACGACCGAAUCUGACAAGGGUCCUUGUGACAAUACAACGGUAGCUCCCAAUACAACAACUUCUCCAACUGAAAUCGGCACGGAUUCCACGACUAUAGCCCAACAACCUACAACGACUUUUACACCAACCACAACGGAUUCUCAACCUACAACCACAAUAGAGACAACGUCUUAUAGACCAACGACAACUGAAGCGGAACCUACAACGACUUUCAGACCAACCACAACCGAUUCUCAACCUACAACUACAAUGGGGCCUACGACUUUCAGACCAACCACAACGGAAUCUCAACCUACAACCAUGACAACCACUCAAAUGUCAACAAGUGAGACAUAUCCUCCUACUACAACCAUGAUUCCUCCAACGACUACUACACCAGUGCCAAACUUACCACCAGGCACCGAAUGUACCGGAAAUGGAUUCAUGGCUGAUCCAAACAAUUGUCGCAAGUUCUAUCGCUGCGUAAACAACGGCGAUUCAUACUCAAAACAUGAAUUUAUGUGUGCUAAAAAUACUGCUUGGAACGAAGAUCUACAAACUUGCGAUCAUGUCGGAAAUGUUCCCCGUUGCUCGGGUCAAACUGAAGCUCCAACUACGAUCCAGCCCACUACAGAAUAUCCUCAACAGUCUACAACAGUAUCGAGUGAAGAUCCAACACACCCCACCACCACUGAAUAUCCAACUAAGCCAACGGAUUCUUCAAUGAAACCCACCACUACUGAGUAUCCCACAAAACCAACAGAUUUCACAACGCAACCCACCACUGAGUACCCAACAAAACCUACAGAUUCCACAAUAAAACCCAACACUGGAUAUCCUACGAAACCAACAGAUUCCACUAUGAAACCCAACACAAAGCCAACAGACUCUCCGAUGAAACCCACAACAACCGAGUAUCCAACGACCACAGAAAAUUAUCAAGAGCCAACAACAUCGAAACCAGGAUAUAACCCAACAACAUCGAUACCCGGAUAUAACCCAACAACUACCGAAUCACCGACAACAACAGAAGUCAGUUCCGGCACUACACUACAACCGGAAGUCAAUUUCAACUGCACAUCUGAAGGUUUCCACGCUGAUCCUCAGGAUUGCAGCAUUUAUUACCGAUGCACCAAGUACAACAACAGCUAUCAAGUCUAUAAAUUCCGUUGUCCUAAAGGCACUGUGUGGGAUUCAUCGGUUGAGACUUGCAACUAUGCAGAUCAAGUAACUUCUGGUAACUGCUCUUUUGGAGGUAGUGCAUCAACAACACCAAGCGGAAUAACUACACAAUGGACCGAAGCCCCAACAAGCACUAUGGAAACUGUGACAACUGUACGACCUGAAACUACAACUACAGUUCGACCUGAAACUACAACUACAGUUCGACCUGACACUACAACAACAGCUCUACCUGAAACUACAACUACAAUCCUGACCAGCAGCACAAUUAGACCUCUGGAAACGACAACUAAUGCUGAAAUAAUUGAAACCACAACGGAAGCCCAACCCCAAAAUUCGAAUAGCUCGAUUGUCCCAUGCCCAGAAGUUAGCGAGGAGCAAAGUUUGUUCGUCUGUCCUUCGGGAUUCCGUCGACAUCCCAAACAAUGCAGCAUGUUCUAUCAGUGCAAUGAAAAUGAGAAAUCGAAUCUGAAUAUUGUAAUGUUCCAAUGUCCCAACGGCACUGUUUACCACGAGAAAUCGUGUCGAUGUGGCAACCCUGAACCCAAUGAUAGCUGCAGCAAUAAAGGCUCCUCAAGGACGCAUACAUUUGAGGAAAAUCAUCAAACGAAUUUGGUGGAAAUCCAUUCGACAUCGCCACUUUGUCCGGAGGAGGGACACUUUGCACUGAACCAGAAUGAAUGCAGCCAGGUAUUCGUCAAGUGCAACUACUUCCAGCAGACAAAUCGCAUCGAGGGUCAAAUCUAUCGUUGUCCGCAAGGCUUUGCCUAUUGGAAUGUCAGCCGACGUUGUGAACCAACUCGAAAACUGACCAACUGCACCCCGGCUACUUACAGUGUAGGCGUGACAGACAGCGUGCCACUGGAGUGGGUCAACAUCGGUCACAGACGUCGCAGUCUGCGUAUCUAAGCACACUCUAGUGAUGUGAGAGCAAUCGAUUUCAAAUUUGAUAUUAAUAUCUUUAUAUAUAUGCAAAUUUUAAAAUGACCUGGAAAUGAUUUAAUCGGGUUUUGUACACGAAAUAAGCAUAUAUAUAUAUCUAUAUAAAGACUUUCCAAAGUCUGUAUAUCGCUGUAUCGAAUUGUUUUACAUCACUUAAACACAAACACACACACAUAAAAUUAGUUUUGUAACUAAAAGUAAAAGGCGAUGGAAUUGUUUGCUGCGCAAGCGCAUAGUUUUAACAAUCAACAAUAUCGCUUGCCCAGCAAAUGACAGAGCCAAAAAAUAUAAACUAGUUAUAAGUUUGUAGUGCAAUUACAAUAAGUAUAACAAGGGUUUCUUAGCAUUUCCGGUGUCGGUACUAGGCUUAUUGAAAUAUCAUUCAAUAGUAAAAAUCUGUGGAAUUAAUAACUAAUUUUAAUAGUUAUAUCAUCGAUAUUUUGUUUGCUAAACUAUCAAGUAAAAAUAAUAUUUAUAAAAAAAAUAACACGAACAAUUUAAAUUAUCA